Messenger RNA from Impatiens glandulifera, 676 nucleotides. RefSeq lists its product as uncharacterized. The transcript has a single exon. Gene Ontology annotation, cellular component: nucleolus. NCBI's taxonomy places the organism in Eukaryota, Viridiplantae, Streptophyta, Magnoliopsida, Ericales, Balsaminaceae. Bases 154 to 528 code for a protein of 124 amino acids. The record is from RefSeq and is a predicted model, not a curated record.
AUGGGAUGAAUGAUUGUAGAUGUUGAGAUUUUCAGAAACGAAUUGUAAUAUAAACAAAUUUAGACAAAGGGGGUCGAUUCUGGUGUCUUGGAAAGUAGUAGCUUUAGCUUAAGGACGAGCCGUGGAGGAGGAGGAGGAUAAACGGGAUUAUCUAUGUCGGAUCCAUACGAGAGAGUGAAAGGAGGGAGGCUGAGCUUCAAAGGCAGCGGUGUCGCCAGUCGGAGCAAAUCCAUCGACAAGAAGCACAAAAAGAAGAAAAAAGAAACAGCAGAAGAAGCAUUUGUUCCAGAAUUCGUCCCAGAGGAGGAUGUUCCCGUUACUGAUAUCACUGUCAAUGUCGACGCCUCAACAGCAGGAGAGGUAGGAGGAGACAUAUACACAAUUGAUGCUGCGAAGCGUAUGAAGUAUGACCAGUUGUUCCCUGUUGAGGCCAAGAAGUUCGGUUAUCAGGCAAAGGCUAAGUUGAAAUCUGUUGAGGAAGCUCUGGAUGAUCGAGUGAAGAAGAAAGCUGAUCGUUACUGUAAAUAAAUCGGAAUUAGGGUUUUCCUUUCCGGAAAAAAUCUCACCCCCUUUCAGGUAAUCUAUGAAAAGCCAGUAUCAGUUCAAACUACCCUAGAAGAAGUAGAUUGCAUUUAUCUUUAUUAUGUCAAAGAUCAAGCUUUAAUUAAUUGUUUUU